AUGCUGGAAUCAUUAAUACGACAUGGUCUCUCGGGUGUUGUUGCCCUUGCUUGUAUCUUUAUCCUGACCAAGAGUGGUCGUAAAUUUGCUGCCCAUGUAUUCUUUGGAGGUAUACGCAAAAUGAUGUUACUUUUACCGCAUAAGACUCGUUGCAAUUUCAUCAAGAAAACUUUUGCUCUUCCAUUGGAUGAAGCUCGCCGCCGCUUUGAGAAAGACACCCAACCUUACGGCUAUCAAUGGGACGCCAUCGUCAAAGUGGAUAAACCAGAUGGUGUGCAAGGUCACUGGAUAACCCCCAAUGUUCAUAAACAAGGCGGUCUUCAAUGGGUCGAGAAAACUGCCAAUGAUGUCGAUUUGGUCAUCAUGCAUGUUCACGGUGGUGGAUUCAUGAGUGGACACUCGUUAAUGUAUACGCCGUCAUUUUUGUACAUGCUUGAACGAUUUGAAAAGGUGCAUGGUAUUCGAACUCGCAUCUUUAGCGCCGAGUAUCGUUAUUUCCCUGAAGUGAGUUGGCCCGUGUUUCGAGAGGACUGUGAAAAGGCUUAUGGAUACCUUAUGCAUGAGCUGCAAAUCCAUCCUUCCAAAGUCGUUAUUGGUGGUGAUAGUGCAGGAGGACACGUGGUAGCAACCAUGCUGUUGAGCAUUUUGGAUCAACAACAGCAAGCCUUGAAAGGCAUAACCGGAAAUGCAUCUUUACUCCCAAUGCCUAAAGGCGCGUUUAUGGUUUCACCAUGGGUACGAUUCGACACCUUUUCGCCAACAUUUACCACAAAUCUCGAUAAGGAUUGUUUGCCAUUUAAACCAAAUGAUCUCAACGGAUGGAUGAUCGCCGACUUUUAUAACAAGAGCCGUGAUGAGCAAGAUGCCCUGCUACGGAACCCCUAUGCAUCACCUUUAUAUGGUAAUUACAAUGGUGCAUGUCCAAUGCUUAUCACAUUAGGUGGUCGAGAAGUAUUGCUUCAUGAUAUUGAGGACUACAUUGGACGACUCAAGACACAAGGUAUCAAGUUGGAUGUCAUCAAACACGAAGAUGGGGUUCAUCUCUGGGCCAUUGAGAGAUUCUUGGCACAAGAUGAUCGAAUGUGGCAUGAAGGUGUGGAUAAGAUUAUCGAUUGGUGCGCUUCAACCGUUUGUCAAUAA
Lichtheimia ornata is the source of this 1140-nucleotide messenger RNA. RefSeq lists its product as uncharacterized. The transcript is spliced from 5 exons. Lineage: Eukaryota; Fungi; Mucoromycota; Mucoromycetes; Mucorales; Lichtheimiaceae. The record is from RefSeq and is a predicted model, not a curated record. Gene Ontology annotation, molecular function: hydrolase activity. The coding region runs from base 1 to 1140 and encodes 379 amino acids.